AUGGAGUCCUAUAAAAUUCCACCGUGGAAGCGGCAUUUGAGACGAGAAGAGAUGCUAUUGGGGUGUUGUAACGGGUACGUCUCUUCCCCGCACGAUAUUGCCACUGGGGAAGAUAGCUCGAUCGAUGCUGAUAUAUCUUCCCAGCAGUGGAUAUAUUUUAUGUGGACUGCGGAGAAAGAUAGACGAAUUGAUAAAAGCGAAAAAAGAAAGGAAACAAGGUCCUCGAGAAUCCACCAGGAUAUCGGCCAACGGCGUCAUGAGGGGCUACAGACAGGACAAGUUGUGGAUGGGCUGAUUGAUCCGCAUGGAGCGCUGCGGGGGCGUAGCGGGGCUUGCUUGCAUUUCCGCAGACCAAAGGCUAGAGGAGUCUCGCAGACCGCGGGCAGCGUAUUUGGCACCGGCACCAGCACUAGCAGUGCAACCCGGCUGGCAUCGUCGGAAUGA
Paracoccidioides brasiliensis Pb18 is the source of this 444-nucleotide messenger RNA. RefSeq lists its product as uncharacterized. Bases 1 to 444 code for a protein of 147 amino acids. The record is from RefSeq and is a predicted model, not a curated record. The transcript is spliced from 2 exons.